AUGGGCUUGAAUAAUAAAAAUACACAAAUAACAAUGCGAUCAUUAAAAUUUCUUAAAAUUAGAGUCAAUGAACUUGAAAUUUUUUCUGAUAUUUCUUUUCCUCAAUUAUUGUCAAAAAUUAAUUUUAUAAAUGAUUUAAUACUUACUUAUCAAAGUAGAGUUAUCAUUUGUGAUAAAACAUUAGAUUUAGAUAAUAAUAUCCAAAUAACACGUCUUGAAUAUAAAUAUGGAACAUUUACGAGUUUACCACAAAUGAUAUUUUCAUGUUUAAAUAAACUCGAAUAUCUUGGUAUAAAAAAUAGCCAACUGGAAAUAAUUUUACCAGGAGCAUUCAAUGGCCUUGAGAAACUUAAAAGGUUAACAUUGUCGUCAAAUAAAUUGACACAUAUUGAUCGGAAUGUUUUUCAAAAUUUAAUAAAUUUGAAUUCUCUAAAACUCAUUGAUAAUAAAAUUAAAAAUAUUGAUGAUAAAGCAUUUGAGAAACAGACAUUAUUAACUUUAGAUUUGAGUUACAAUGAGUUGAAAUUUAUAAGUAAAUCUAUGUUUUAUGGUGUCAAAUGCAAACGGUUGGAUUUAUCAAAUAACAAAUUAACAUUCAUUGAAACUGGUACAUUUAAAAAUACCAAUCUUGAAAGUCUAUACGUAAAAAAUAAUAAUAAACUCAUUAAAAAUUUUAUUGCUUGGAAUGUCGAUGAAUUCAAAAUACAAACUGAUUGUAUUGUUCAGGGUAUAUUACAAAUUUGUACAAAAUUAAAUUCCUUAUCAUCUGUCGACGUGAUAAUACAUGAUUUUUCACCAGAAUUUCCAUUACCAAGUAGCAAACUCGAAUUAUACGGAAUAUCAUCAAUUGGUAGAAAUGCAUUUAACAAUUCAAACAUCAAUGUCUAUUUUAAAGUAUUAGAGAUACAUUAUACUGAAAAUCAUGAAUUUAUCAUUUAUCCUGAAUCAUUUGAGGAUUUGAUAAACUUGGAAGAUUUGAUUCUAAAUGUUGGCCCAAUAACAUUGACAAACAAUUUAUUCGAUAAGCUAAAAUCUCUCAAGUAUUUAAAAAUUCAAGUCAUAGAAACUGUUCAAUAUCUCAGUCAAGUAUUGAUAAAUCUCAAAAGUCUAAAGACCCUGGAAAUCGUUGGUAAUAAAACUGUUGGUAUUUGUCGAAAUGUUUAUUCCAAAUAUAUAUCAAAUACUUCAAUAACGGAUAUUCGUUAUGUAAAUGGUGAAAUUGAUGAAUUACCAGAAAAUUCAUUUGUUUGUAUGCCUCAAAUUGAAUUAUUGACAAUAACCAAGACAAACCUGAUGACGAUUCAAGCUGGUGCAUUGAAUUUACUUGUUAAUUCAAAAAUAAAAACAACGAUAUCAUGUGAAGUAUGUCCAUUAAUGUGUGUUCCAAGAAGUUUAUUAAUACCACGAUUGGGUUAA
Messenger RNA from Aphidius gifuensis, 1416 nucleotides. RefSeq names its product leucine-rich repeat-containing protein 15-like. Gene Ontology annotation, molecular function: protein binding. The transcript has 3 exons. NCBI's taxonomy places the organism in Eukaryota, Metazoa, Arthropoda, Insecta, Hymenoptera, Braconidae. The record is from RefSeq and is a predicted model, not a curated record. Bases 1 to 1416 code for a protein of 471 amino acids.